Theobroma umbraticum is the source of this 399-nucleotide messenger RNA. The record is from RefSeq and is a predicted model, not a curated record. NCBI's taxonomy places the organism in Eukaryota, Viridiplantae, Streptophyta, Magnoliopsida, Malvales, Malvaceae.
AUGGAAAGGAUUUGUCAUGCCUUAGGAGCUUUAAGCACAAAGUCAAUAACAUUGGCUAGUUUUCAUCUUGAGGAUGUAGCACAACAGUGCAUUAUAUCUUACAUGUGGGGUAAACCUAAUGAUGCCGGUCCGUUUGGUUGGAAGGAAUUUGAUAAAGCCUUUAUGGAUAGAUAUGCCUUAUACCUUGUAUCUACUGAAGAAAUGAAAGUGAAUUGGUUUGUGGCUAGAUUGUCUGAGUAUCUAUUUAGAGCUAUUGCUCCGCAAAGGUUUGAUUCCUAUUCUGAUGUAAUGGAUUAUGCUCGGUUAAUAGAGGGUCAUAGUAUGGAGGCUAGAACACUUCGUGAAGGUACUGGAAAGUCUAAGACUGAAGGGCAGAUUAGUCAAAGGAACUUUUGUUGA